Messenger RNA from Telopea speciosissima, 1557 nucleotides. RefSeq lists its product as uncharacterized. The transcript has a single exon. The coding region runs from base 1 to 1557 and encodes 518 amino acids. NCBI's taxonomy places the organism in Eukaryota, Viridiplantae, Streptophyta, Magnoliopsida, Proteales, Proteaceae. The record is from RefSeq and is a predicted model, not a curated record.
AUGUCAGUUAUCAAGAUAGGCCUGGUUCCCUGCCCACGGCCGACUCUUGGUGGCCGGAAAGAUCAGUCCUACACUAAUGUGGUCGCCCGUUCCUUGGCGCCUCAGCCGACAUUGGUGGAGCUUAAAAAACCUGCUUCGUACUUUGGUGAACCUGCAGUUUUCUUUAGUGUGGAGGAGGUGGAGCUGUCCGAGAUCCCAUUCAGUACAACUCUGGUGGCCAAGUGCUCUUAUGGGAGGCCUUCAUUAUCUGAUGUCAAGGAGUUUUUGAAGAAGACUUUUUUCCUGCAGGGUGAUGUAAUUGUGUCAAGCUGGGACAAACGACACCUUCUUUUCAAGUUCUCUAACCAUUCUGACUUUGUGAGGGUGUGGUUGAAGGAGCAGAUUCAUGUCAGAGGUUUUUUGCUACGUUUCUUGAAGUGGUCCAGUGGCUUCAUGGCGGGGUGGGAAUCACCUGUCGUGCCAAUCUGGGUUUCCCUACCGGGUUUGCCGAUCAAUUUUUAUCAGGGAAAUUUUCUGUCGUCGAUUGCAGGCACUAUUGGCAAAGCCCUCCGUGUGGAUAGCGCGACGAUCAAUUGCACCAGAACGGUGGCGGCUCGGGUGUGUGUAGAGAUCGACCUGCGCAAGUCAUUGCCGGAUAGGGUUUGGAUUGGGUAUGGAUCAGGAGGUUUUUAUCAAAAGGUGUUGUACGAGAGAUUGCCGUCUUAUUGCACUCAUUGCUCAAAGCUAGGCCACGCAGUUAGUGAUUGCCGCAAAGCCGAGAAGUUUAGGGCACCAAAGCUGAGGGGUGAUGUGGUGGAAGCAGCAGUUAACGGGAAGGAGGUGGUGCACGUGUGUGGCGAUGAUGGAGGGCUGAUCAUGGAAUCUGAUUUGGCAAGCAAGGCAAUAAUGGAAGAGGGUGGAGGGGCGGAAUUAGGAGAGGGGUGUGCUGCAUUUGAGAUGCCCCACGUUCCAUUGCAUGGGGCGGUUCCCGAGGUAGGUGGUAGCUCUUUAGAGAGGGGUUUUGUUGGGGAUGGAAGGUGGAAGCCAGCACGUGGUGGUGGGUCACACUCCAAUUUGUUGGUUUCAGAAGGGAAUAUAGGUGAUUUGGUGCCUAUUCAACAGGUGCCAUCGGAGACCGUUGAGGAGGAUAGGGCGGUUAGGCCUGAUGACGCGAGGGCUGUGCAUGAGGGGGUGUCUCUGGCUGUAGGGGAAUGGUCUGAAGGGAUUCAGAGGAAUAUGGAGCCCCUGGGGGGGUUAUUGAUUUCUCAAGAGCAGGGGGUUUACAACGUUGUUAAUGCAGCCAGUGGGGGUGCGAAGGACGAUAUGUGUUUGUUGGAUUCUAGUCUCAGAGAAGGGUCUCUAGAGAGCUUGAAGGAGUUUGGCAAUGGGCUAAAGGAGAGAGUGGCUGACACCGUGCUACUAGUCCAAGAGGAGAGAAGCACCAAGGUGGUGGAGGAAUUGGAAGGCGACACUGGUGUAAAGGAAAGGGUGCUGCAGGUGGAGGAGACAGCCGCCUGGCGGUGCAGUUCAAGGCCAAAAGGCCCCUCUUUGAAGCUACGCGAAGCCAGUUCUCGAUGA